AGUCAAGAACAAACCGAAAGGGAGGGUUUCAUUUUCAUUAUAUAGCGGAUUAGUGCUGAUAAAUUGCUAGUUAAGCUGAUAACCACUCACUCACCGGAACUGACUAUUCUUUCUGAAGAUGAGUAGUGAACCUUCUCUCUUGCAUUUUACUAAAUUUAAUUUUCUCCUCAGCUUCUUCCUUUGGCUGCUGAGUUCCCAACUGAUCAAGUUUCAGGUUGUCGCUCAGACCUUGAAUGAUGAUGAUGUGUCAGCUUCGGGCAUAAUAGCAGAAAAGUUGGAUUUGAAACCACCACCACGUUUUGCGGACCAAUAUUGCAACAACACUGCCGCUGCUUAUGAAGCGGGCGUGUAUUGCGACUGCAGCUACAACAGUUCCACCCUUUGCCACAUCGUUGCCAUUUCGCUGAGCAAUAGAGGCUUGACCGGAAUAAUUCCUGCUGAAGUGGCCAACCUUACGUAUCUAGAAAGCCUCGAUCUUUCUAACAACAAACUUUAUGGUGGAAUACCUGAUGAGUUGGGAACUUUGACGUGUCUCUACAUUAUAGAUCUUUCAAAUAACCAAUUGACUGGGGAAAUUCCACGUAGUCUUGGGAAUUUGAAUCCUUAUGUUUCAAACUCUACACGGCUCUUUUUCCUAUCUGGAAGCAGCGGUUUUCCCAGCAGUUUUGACGACAAUGAUACCCAUCUAUGUGCUGCUUUCAAAUUGGAUCUAUCAAUGAACGAACUAGAAGGGCCCAUACCAGAAUCCCUGGGAAACAUAGAAGUGAAUGAAAGCUUGGGCGCUGUUGAUUCUCUCUGCUCAACCUUUUCCAUUGGUUUAUCAUACAAUCGGUUGAGUGGAGGCAUACCGGCAAGUCUCGGGACUUUGAAGUUCCUUACAUCCCUGGAGUUGGGUGAGAAUAACCUCAAUGGUUCUCUUCCAGCGACACUUGGAAAUUUGACUUCACUAUCAUCCCUCUGGUUGCAAUCCAAUAAUUUCACCGGUCCUUUGCCAAAGAGUUAUGGCAAACUUUCGGGCCUCCAAAGAUUUUCAAUAUCUGGGAAUUCGUUGUCUGGUCCUUUCCCCGACUUCAUUACUAAUUGGACUUCUAUCAGCACUCUCUUGCUCUACGGAAACGACUUUUCGGGCAGGAUACCUCCAGAAAUAUUUAAUUUGUCAGGUCUCAGUGAUCUGAUGAUAAGUGGUGUGCUGUACUCUUCUUUCCAAUUCCCACCGGUUUCAAACCUAUCGGACAUAACUAAUCUGGUAAUGAGAAACUGCGAGAUCACGGGUGCAAUUCCUAGAUACCUUUUUAAUGUGUCAUCAUUAAAACAUUUAGACUUGAGCUUCAACAACUUAGCCGGUGAUAUUCCAGAACUUUUGACCAAUGAUUUAAACUUAACCUAUAUGUCUUUUGCAAAUAAUAAGCUUAAUGGGAGAAUCCCAGCUUGGAUUGGUGCAGCUAAAUGGAGUCAGAUCACAGAUCUUUCCAACAACAACUUUUCGAAGUUCGACUCGGAAUUACUGAGAAAAAAUUCGGAAAAUCUGAACCUUUUUAAUUGCUGUAAUCAACCCAUUCUGCCAAAUAUGACUAAUUUUUGGAAUCAGAUGAAAGGGAAAGGGUGUCCUAAAGGGAAACAUAUGAAAUAUUCAUUGUUCAUUAAUUGUGGUGGUGAGGGAACAUUUAUUGAUGGGCAUCAAUAUGACACUGAUAAUGAAACAUCACAAUAUUUUAUAAGCCCAAAAGGAAACUGGGCUUAUAGCAAUUCUGGAGGCUUUUUGUCAACAUCUUUGAAUUCCAGUGAUUUUAUCAAAAGAGCGAAAUGUGGAAUUUCAGUAGCUGACGCACCUCUAUAUGAAAAGGCUCGCCUCUCUCCGACCUCCCUAAAGUAUUAUGGGGUUUGUUUGCGUAAAGGUAGAUACAAUGUCACACUUCAUUUUGCUGAAAUUGUUUAUGCUGAAGAUGACGAGCAUAGCAGUUCAAUGAAAAGGAUUUUCCAUGUUGAUAUACAGGGUGAGAGGCAAUUAACAGAUUUCAACAUCAAAGAGAGCGCAGGAGGUCCAAAUAAAAUUGUAGUAAAAACAAAUCUCACAGCAAAUGUUACUGAUAAUGGUGUGUUGGAGAUCCACUUGCACUGGGCUGGAAAAGGGUCCACGGCGGAUUUAUCUCCUUCUAGUGGGAAUCUUCGAAGUCGUUUUAGUGGGCCUCUUAUUUCGGCCAUCACUGUAACUCCUGAGUUCAAAAUCGAAGGUAAGAAGCUGUCUCCUUUAGAAAUUUCAAUGAUUACAUUGGCUUCAAUAGUAUUUGCAGCGCUGCUUUUGUUGGCUUUGGCUUGGGCAUUGGGCUGGUUUGGAAAAGUAGAGCUUCACGAAAUAAAUGUAGGACAAGAGAAGCCUGUCACCCUCAAACAGUUAAAAGAUGCCACUGCAAAAUUCAGCAAAGAAAUGGAGAUUGGUAAAGGGAGCUCCGGGACAGUUUAUAGGGCUCAACUGACGCCCGAAUAUAAUGUAGCUGUGAAGAGGGUUUUCAUUAAUUCGAUUGAAGGGAUCAACAAAACGAAAAGUGAAUUUUAUAAUAGCUUACAAAAAUUGGCACAUGAUAAUCUGGUUCAACUAUUUGAUGUCUAUGUUGGAAAGAACAUGUAUUUGCUCAUAUACGAAUAUAUGGAAAACAGAUCCCUUCAAGAUGUCUUGUUUGGCGAAUCAAAAUCCAAGAUCACACUCGACUGGGAAGCUAGAUAUAAUAUAUGCCUUGGCAUAGCGAAGGGUUUGAAGUACCUGCAUGAAGAGCAUCCAAGAGGACCUGGUUUGAAGAUGGUUCAUCGGGGUAUUAAACCUACCAAUAUCCUUCUUGAUGGAGCCCUAAAGGCUAAAAUAUCAGAUUUUGGGAAUUCAGUCCUCUACGCAGAGGAUUUCCAAGAUAAUCAAUUUAAUAAGGGCGUGAAAGAAGAAGCAUCAAGCGGGUAUGUGGCGCCUGAGUACCUUAUGUACGGAACCAUAUCAUAUAAAUAUGAUGUUUAUGGUUAUGGGGUGGUUAUACUCGAAAUCGUUUGUGGGAGGAGAAAUGCGGAACAAAAAUUGAACAAGGAUGAGCUCGAGUAUCUUGUAGAUGAGGUUGUUGUUGCAAAUUCACAAGGAAGGCUCCGUGGGAUGGUGGAUAAAAAUUUGGUGGGGUAUGAUGAAAAAGAAGCCAUGACAAUUCUAAAGUUGGCAGUGAGGUGCAUCAAUAUAUCCACCAGUUUUAGGCCCACAAUGUCUGAGGUUGUGAGUGUUCUGACAGGUGAGAAAACUAUUGACGAUAUUUGGAAGCCUGAUUCCACUCAGAAUCUGUGCCAAAACUGUUUAAAAUCUCUACGUGAAGAUGAUGGUGUUGUAGAGCUUCCACGCACCUAGCUUUUCUGGUGAUUGUGAAACAGAGAGUGUCAAAAAAUAAAGAACGUGUUUGUGAAAGUUUAAAAAGAUAGCAAGUGUGAAGAAAGCAAGAAAGACUAAAGAAGUAACCAGAGACAGAAACAAGUGAAGUGAGGUCCAUUUGGUGCUCUUCCUUGUAUUGUAUGUUAGCAAGUAAAUUGUGUAUUGUGCUAUUGUAAAAUAAUUUGAAUCCAAUCGCUUGUGAUUUGAAUUUAAACCUUUCUCAUAGAAAUGUACAAUUACCAUGUACAACAUGCUUUCUUGAUCAUUUAUGUUUCUCACUAAACCUUUUAAUGCACGCUGUCAUUUAUUAUCACUUUCUACU
Molecule: messenger RNA, 3716 nt
Organism: Ziziphus jujuba (common jujube)
Lineage: Eukaryota; Viridiplantae; Streptophyta; Magnoliopsida; Rosales; Rhamnaceae
Product: probable LRR receptor-like serine/threonine-protein kinase At1g53430
Exons: 28
Coding region: 119-3373 (1084 amino acids)
Biological process (GO): protein phosphorylation
Molecular function (GO): protein kinase activity; ATP binding; protein binding
Source: RefSeq, a predicted model, not a curated record